AUGGACUGCAGUACUUACGCUGUCACAGAGCUGGACACCUUGGAGGUUCCUCCUCUCACCCCAACUAGUAAGGAGGUCCUCAGCCAGGCGGUGAGGGCCAGUUUCUCUGGCUUCACACAGGAGAGGGUCAGUCAGCACUUUCCACAAGAUCCUACCUUGUGGUCUGAGUGGGAGGUGAACCACUGGCUGGAAUGGUGUCAGACUGAGUUUGGUCUUCACUGCCUGGGUUCAGACCUGAAGGGCCUGCAGGGUAGUGAGCUGUGUGGCCUGAACCGAGAGGCUUUCCUGGGCCUGAUGUCUGACUGCACUGCUGGAGAGAUCCUGUGGGAACAUCUGGAGAUCAUGAGAAGAGAGAACCACUCAGACUAUGUUCAGGAGCAUUCAGUCAAGCAUGGCUACCAUGUUCAGUAUCAUCCCACUGAGAGGACAGACCUCCAUACUCUGGAACCUGUGACUCUACAACAUCAAGACUACUAUCUAGUCAAAACAGAAGACCCCAGCAGGAACAUGGCCUCCGUCCCUCUGCUGCAGGAAGCAGGAGGAAAUGGAGAGACAGACUCAGAAGUGGAGAUGUCUCACAGUGACGAUUCCGACAUUGUGAGCUCUAAAUCGUGGACUGGUCCACUCCAUCAUAUAGAGCCAGUGAUGGAAGAGACCAUGUCACUGGAUGUUUUCACUUUACCACAACCACACAGAAGCUUCAAAGAAUAUGUAGGAAACAAGACAGACCUAAGCAGAGCUGUGAUACCAGCAGCCAUCCUCGCCGGUUACACUGGAAGUGGUCCCAUUCAGCUGUGGCAGUUUCUACUGGAGCUCCUGACAGAUCGCAGCUGUCAGUCAUUUAUAAGCUGGACAGGAGAUGGGUGGGAGUUCAAGCUGACGGACCCUGAUGAGGUAGCCCUGCUGUGGGGUCAGAGAAAGAACAAACCCAAGAUGAACUAUGAGAAGCUGAGCCGCGGUCUGCGCUACUACUACGACAAGAACAUCAUCCGCAAGACAGCUGGCAAACGCUACGUCUACCGUUUUGUCUGCAACCUGCAAGGCCUGCUGGGAUAUGAGCCCAGGGAGCUGCAUGCCAUGUUGGACAUCAGUAAUAAGAGCCACUAACUGUCACAUCUUGCCUGGACUUUGGGUUUUUUGGUCUUAUGUUGUGUUCCGUGGGGUCUCCUGGUUUUGCACGUCUGUUCAGUCCCUCGGUUCAUAAGGGUUUUCUUGUGUGAUUUGGGUGGUGGGUUUUAGAGGACUGCGGCACUGGUUUGUUU
Molecule: messenger RNA, 1262 nt
Organism: Thunnus maccoyii (southern bluefin tuna)
Lineage: Eukaryota; Metazoa; Chordata; Actinopteri; Scombriformes; Scombridae
Product: protein c-ets-1-B-like
Exons: 7
Coding region: 1-1107 (368 amino acids)
Biological process (GO): regulation of transcription by RNA polymerase II; cell differentiation
Cellular component (GO): nucleus
Molecular function (GO): sequence-specific DNA binding; DNA-binding transcription factor activity, RNA polymerase II-specific
Source: RefSeq, a predicted model, not a curated record